AUGCUUAUUAUGUCGUCCUUCCUUCCCCGCUCCCCUCCCUUCCCCCUCGCCCGCUCCCCUCCCUUCCCCCUCGCCCGCUCCCCUCCCUUCCCCCUCGCCCGCUCCCCUCCCUUCCCCCUCUCCUGCUCCCCUCUUCCCCCUCGCCCGCUCCCCUCCCUUCCCCCUCCCGCUCCCCUUCCUUCCCCUCGCCCGCUCCCCUGCCUUCCCCCUCGCCUGCUCCCCCACAGGCGGGAUUCCCGCAUCUGGCAGGCGAUUGCUGCAUUGCGCAUGUUUGCUACAUCCCACUCCGUUUCAUAUCCUGGCUUUUCCCAUCCACCCCUCUUCCUUCCCCCCCUCACCACCCACCCACACCUCGGCCCCAAAGGUGAAACUUCCACAUGUGGCAGGCGAUUGCUGCAUUGCGCAUGCGCGCUACAUCUCAAUCACUCCUCUCCUGCUGUCCCCUCUGGUGUGUUUGCCUUCCCUCCUCUCUUCCUUCCCCCCACAGGUGCUCCAUCUUUCAACCCCGUGCUUUCCUUGCCCCCAGAGGUGGGCAUUCCACAUCUGGCAGGAGAUUGCUGCAUUGCGCAUGCUUGCUACAUCCCAUUCCGUUUUAUAUCCUGGCUCUCCCCCCUCCUCCCCUCUUCCUUCCCCCCACAGCUGGGACUUUCACAUCUGGCAGGCGAUCGUUGCGUGCAUGCCCCCUCUAGCAACACCCUAUGGACUGUAGAAUCAACACUAGCACCAUGCUGGCAUGAGCACCAUGCUGACAUCAGCACCAUGCUGACAUCAGCACCAUGCUGA
Molecule: messenger RNA, 783 nt
Organism: Closterium sp. Yama58-4
Lineage: Eukaryota; Viridiplantae; Streptophyta; Zygnematophyceae; Desmidiales; Closteriaceae
Source: the annotation of a GenBank genome assembly